This is a messenger RNA of Lodderomyces pseudojiufengensis, 2034 nucleotides long. It is a transcript of the gene BMT7, whose product is annotated as Bmt7p. Gene Ontology annotation, molecular function: mannosyltransferase activity. The record is from RefSeq and is a predicted model, not a curated record. Bases 1 to 2034 code for a protein of 677 amino acids. The transcript has a single exon. Lineage: Eukaryota; Fungi; Ascomycota; Pichiomycetes; Serinales; Debaryomycetaceae.
AUGCUACUAUCUUUCAGAAGAACAUCUUACAAACUACGGAAUUUGAAAGAGAAGUUAUUGAAUAUCGAGAUUAAUUUUAAUGAAAGAAAUAGAUCACAUAUUAAUUUAAUCCUAAUCGUAACAUUGAUAUUAUUCAUUCUUUAUUACAUUUAUGAUUUUUUCUUGAACCCAGAAAAGACAUUUAGAAUUUUUCCUAAAGUUUACAAUAAUAUAGUGAAAAACGAAAUCGAAUGGUUGAAAAAUGAUAGUAGGUUAAAAGAAAAAUUCAAUAAUUUACAAAAUGAUAUACAAUCGCAGCAUGAUUUACUAGAUAUGGAGAUUUUACUUGAUAAUGUUGACUUCCCCUUGUCAAGUGAGUUUAUAAAUGACAAUGAAUUUACACCCUAUUCCUUGAAGACUUUUACUGAUCCUUUUCCACUUAUACAUGAUAAACCAAAAGAUUAUGAUUUCACAGAAACAUAUAUGUGUUCAGAAUUAGAAUAUGAAGAUUCAUUUGAAGUUACAAGACAAUCAUAUUUGGACUAUAAUUUAGUGGAAUUUUUGGAUAGUUUACGGAAAAUUAAAGCAUAUUGGAAAUUAGUCCAAUCAGCAAAAGUCAAAUUUAAUCCUCAAAUACCGGAAGAGAAGCAAUGGUUCAGAUUCGGUGGUUCAAGUGUUUGGAUUCCGGAAUUCAAAAUACAUUAUAUGGUUAGUCGGGUACUUUUUUCUCCACUGGGAAUUGCAAAUAAAGCUUAUGUUUCAUUUCUUUAUAUACAAAUAUAUGACGAAAACUGGAGGGAAUUACCCAAAAACACUAAACUUACUAUUCCAUUUGAAGAAUUUCCAAAAGUAAAUCAUAUGAAUUUAGAUGGUACAUUCACUAUAUAUCAAUCAAAGGGUAAAUUAAAUUUUAAGACUCUUGAAUUUCCCCAGAUUUUACCCAUUCCGAUUGAUUAUUCGAUGUCAACGCCCAAUGAAAAAUAUUAUUAUGGACCAGAAGAUCCAAGAAUUUUACUUCGAACCAACCCAUUAGGUUUCAACGAACCAUUAAUUGUUUUCAAUAUGAAAGACUUAAACUUAGUUAAAAGAACAAUGUUUUUAUAUCUACCAUUCUCAAACGACUUGAAAGUUUUGAAAAAAAGAAAAGAUCCUUACGCCAAAAUUGAAAAAAAUUGGACACCUUUUAUAAGUCCAUCACAAAAUUCCUUGAAUAAGAUAAAUUUCAUAUAUUCAAUUGUACCUUUGGAAGUUUUGGUUUGUGAUAUUAACACUGCUAUAUGUGAUUUUUUGCAAAAACCUAAACAUAAGAAAAAAGAUUAUGUUGGAGCAUUAAGAGGUGGUUCUCAAUUAAUUCCAUUACCUUUAAAUAAGCUUUUACCUUCUAGAGUAUUGGAAGAUCAUUUUAAAUUUUCUAAACACAGGCAAAUAUUUUUGGGUUGGGCAAGAGCUCAUUUAAAUAAAUGUGGAUGUGGAGAAUCGAUGUAUAGACCAAACAUGAUCAUACUAAUUGAAGAUUUCAAUCCAGAAACUGAAAAAUUUUAUUAUAAACUUGGUGAUGUAUCUGAAUAUGUAGAUUUUGGAGCAUAUGUGCCACCAUGGGUUACCUCAAAUUUUGAUUCCAACUCGGGUACUGUGAUUGAAGAAGUAUUGGAUCCAAAACAAUGUGAAGGUAGAAAUGUUUUAAUACCAAAUUCAAUAGCAUAUUGGGAAAUAUUAAGCAUGAAACAAAGCAAUAAAGUAAUUACAAAAUUACAAGAUAUAGAUUUGAAAAAUCAACACAAUUUACAAUUUGAUGAUUAUAUGGGAAUAACAUUAUCAGCAGCAGACAAAGAUGUUUCAAUAGUUCACAUUAAAGGUUUACUAAAUUAUUUGAUGAAAUUACCUAGCUUGUUUGAUACAGACAAUAUAAUUUUAGAUGAUGAGAAAUUUAAUAUAAGGGGUAGUGAUUGGAAUAAUAAAUGUGCUAUGAUGGCUUCAAAAGAAUAUUGUAAAAAUUAUGCCAUAAAUCAUGGAGUAGUAUUUGAGGAAGAAGAAGAUCCAAGUCCGGGAGAAUAA